Messenger RNA from Fundulus heteroclitus (mummichog), 6859 nucleotides. Its product is annotated as protein bicaudal C homolog 1. Gene Ontology annotation, cellular component: cytoplasm. NCBI's taxonomy places the organism in Eukaryota, Metazoa, Chordata, Actinopteri, Cyprinodontiformes, Fundulidae. The transcript is spliced from 21 exons. The record is from RefSeq and is a predicted model, not a curated record. Gene Ontology annotation, molecular function: protein binding; RNA binding. Bases 406 to 3315 code for a protein of 969 amino acids.
UUGGAGAUCUUCCCUGGAAGGAACCCGGGGGGCGAUGCUCUAAAAGUUUCUGGGAGGAGUCUGACACGUGAAACUUUGCCGAGGAGCUGCUUGGAAUGAGGCUCUGUUAAUUCUUCAGAUACAGGCGAGCUUACAGCGAGCGGAUCACCGAGCUGCUGCUGCUGCCGCUGCCGCUGCCUAUUUUUAGAAGUCUGUCCAAUGGGGGAAAAACGAAGGGGCUUGAAGUAACCGCAGUUACAAAGUAAGCUUGACUGCCCUACAAUGAGCGCGCACGACGUCUCGAAGUGACGGAAUUUAGAAAAAAAAAAAAAAGUUAGCAGACGUCUGUUUUCUUUCUUUUUUUAUUUAACUCAACUUUCAAAGUCUAAUCGCUGUGGCCCCUGGAGAAAGUUGCCGCGCAGCGCCAUGGCUGCUCAGUGCGCCACUCUGAGCGGAUACUUGCAGCAGCAGCAGUCGGACCAGGGCUCCAACAGCGAGAGAAGCACAGACUCCCCUCUCCCCGGAUCAGAGGAGGACCUCAGCGGGCCCCAUCCGCUGCCGGACCCAGAGUGGACCGAGGAGAGGUUCCGCGUGGACCGCAAGAAGCUGGAGAUCAUGUUAUUAGCUGCCUCUGAGGGGAGAGUGAAUGGCGGGGAGGAUUUCUUUCAGAAGAUCAUGGAUGAGACCCAGACACAGAUAGCCUGGCCUUCCAAACUGAAAAUUGGAGCCAAGUCCAAAAAAGAUCCACACAUCAAGGUGUGCGGGAAAAGAGAUAACGUGAGGGAAGCUAAAGACAGAAUCAUGUCUGUCCUUGACACAAAGAGCAACAGGGUGACUCUGAAGAUGGACGUUUCCCACACGGAGCACUCCCACGUCAUUGGCAAAGGUGGCAACAACAUCAAGCGGGUGAUGGAGGAGACGGGGUGCCACAUCCAUUUCCCCGACUCCAACAGGAACAACCAGGCAGAGAAAAGCAACCAGGUGUCCAUCGCAGGGCAGCCAGCAGGCGUGGAGGCGGCUCGUGUGAAAAUAAGGGAGCUGCUACCUCUCGUGCUGUCCUUCGAGCUUCCAGCCAUCAUGCAGUCCGACCCCAGCUCCCCCACCGUGCAGCACAUCUCGCAGACGUACAACCUCGCAGUUUCCUUCAAGCCCCCAACGCGUCUCUACAGGGCCACCGGAGUUGUCCGGGGCUCACAGAAUAACGUCAAUGCAGUAAAGAGAGGCACAGCCCUGUUGCUGGAACACCUGGCCGGUAGUCUGGCGAGCACCAUCUCCAUCACCACCCACCUGGACAUCGCGCCGCAGCACCACCUUUUCAUGAAGGGGCGCAACGGCAGCAACAUCAAGCACAUCACCCAGAGGACGGGAGCCCAGAUCCACUUCCCUGACCCCAACGGCCCCCAGAAGAAAUCCACCGUCUACAUUCAGGGCACCAUUGAAUCCGUCUGCCUCGCACGGCAGUAUCUCAUGGGCUGCUUGCCUCUGGUGUUGAUGUUCGACAUCAAAGAGGACAUUGAGGUGGAACCCCAGUGCAUCACAGCACUAAUGGAGCAGCUGGACGUCUUCAUCAGUAUCAAACCGAAGCCAAAGCAGCCCAGCAAGUCGGUCAUAGUGAAAAGUGUGGAGAGGAACGCCGUCAACAUGUACGAAGCUCGAAGGUUCCUCCUGGGUCUCGAAAGCAACGGGGUGUCGUCCUCCUCGCCCUCGCUGGCACUGAAUCCCACCACUAACGGUCCAUCGCCGUCCCUCAUCUGCCCUGUUGGCCUGGACAUCCUGACCUCAGCUGGCCUGGGGCUGAGUAAUCUGGGUUUCCUGGGUGCGACGGCGCCUCAUUCCCUCCCCACCUCUGCCACCCCGAACACAGUUCUGAACAGCCUAAACUCUGCUCUGAGCCCUCUGCAGACCCCGAGCCCGAACACCCCCACACCGUCCCCCUCCAUGUGGCCCAGUUCGCUCACCAACACCCAAAGCUUCACGUCCCAGCUGGUGCUGCACCCUGCAGCUCAGGCCACCCUAAGCAGCAUCCUGAUGUCAGGCGUGCAGGGUUACACACACAGCACGCCAUCUCCUCCACCCGGGCUAGUCCCCAUGGACAAACAGCCAAACGGGGUCCCUGAAUGCACACUUAACGGACACGUCAAGCACCCUGGUUAUGGGAGGUUAGCGACGGCGUCGCUCACAGAAACGGUUUUAAGUCCGACUCCGUGCGAUUCGGCCCAAGAGGCCAGCGGACACAGUCCGUCGGAGCCGCUGUCCAGCAAGUCCAACCCAGAUGAAGGCUCCGACACGUUCGUGGAAGUGGGCAUGCCGAGAAGCCCCUCUCACUCAGCCAAUGGGAGCGAGCUGAAGCAGAUGCUGGCUUCGUGCAAGACGUCAUCUGGGAAGCGACAGGCUGUCGAGCUCCUGCAGGGCACCAAGAACUCCCAUCUACAUUCGGACUGUCUGCUGUCGGAUGCUGAGUCCAGCUCGUCGGACGGUCCUGUGGCCGACAAGAGGGCGCCGGGCAGUGAGCGGGCAGCCGAACGGGCCGCACAGCAGAACGAGCGGGAGAGGAUCAGACUCGCACCGCAAACCUCUUUUGCUAACAUGCAGGCGUUUGACUACGAACAGAAAAAGCUGCUGGCGACCAAAGCGAUGUUAAAGAAACCCGUGGUGACGGAGGUGCGGACCCCGACCAACACCUGGAGCGGUCUGGGCUUCUCAAAGUCCAUGCCAGCCGAGACCAUCAAGGAGCUGCGGAGAGCCAAUCACGUCUCCUAUAAGCCCAGCAUGAGCACCACCUAUGAGGGUUCUCCGCUGUCCUUGUCUCGGGCCGGCAGCCGGGAAGGCGUGGGGAGUGGCAGUGACUCGGACAACUGGAGGGAGAGAAACGGCAACGGCCUGCCCAACCACGCCGAGUUCCCCUCCGCCGUCAGCAGCCCCAAGAGAAAGCAGAACAAAUCUGCUGCAGAACAUUACCUCAGCAGCAGCAACUACAUGGACUCAAUCUCUUCGGUGACCGGCAGCAACGGCUGCAGCCUGAAUUCCUCCCUGAAAGGCUCCGACCUGCCUGAGCUCUUCAGCAAGCUGGGUUUGGGGAAGUACACAGACAUCUUCCAGCAGCAAGAGAUUGACCUCCAGACAUUCCUGACUCUAACAGACCAGGACCUGAAGGAACUAGGAAUCACCACCUUCGGUGCCCGCAGGAAAAUGCUACUUGCCAUUUCAGAACUAAACAAGAACCGAAGGAAGCUUUUCGAGCCGCCCAUCAGGUCCUCCUUCCUGGAGGGGGGAGCCAGCGGCCGACUCUCCCGGCAGUUUCACGCCGACAUGGCCAGCAUCAGCGGGCGGUGGUAGGCCCCACCCACAAGCCCUUCAAGAGGACCGCCCUCCUGUGUGUUUCAUCGGUGCCCAAGUUUCUGCGUCUACGUUGACCCCUCCCCCUUUCAUUUUAUUUUUUUUUAUUUUGUUACAAAGUUUUGCAUUAAUAUGCAGUUAAAAAAAGAGUUAUUUUUAUAAAAAGCCAUAGUUGUACCAGAAGUGCCAACUAAUAAUAAGGGAUUUUUCAGUGUUACCUCCCUACAGAACUUUAUCUGGAGCAUUUUUAAAUGAAGGGUAAACAUUGAGGUUCUGAAGAAGGGUACUGUCCAGUAUUUCUCUCCGCAUUUUGUAUUUGGGGAACAGGCAGAAUGUCGAGAACAUUCCUUUUACAGAUUGAUACUUCCUGCAUUCGUUUUAUGCGAUCGUAUCAAUGACAUGCACUUUACUACUAGAUUUUUUUAUUUUUUUUUUGCCUCUGAGAGCCUUACUCCUUACAAUGUAGGAAUAAUAACUUUACAUUUUUUUGUUGAUUGAAAGCACAGAUGCAUUUUGUACCAAAAAUAAUGAAAGGAAGCACUUAGCCAGUGAGAUUAUCACUCCACCGUAUGAAGUAGGUCACCACACCCAAGCAAUGACUCAACUCUAAAAGGACUAGUUUAGGAUUUAUGAAGUGAGGUUCUGUUGAGAAGUUACGCGUAGUUAAUAUAUUACCUUCAGUAGAUCAUUCUCAAGGUGUCCUUAUUUCCAGAUGGUUGGUCCUAGAAGCUGAAGCUAUCUAAAGAAAAAAAGAUAGCCUUCUUCGUCACGUUUCCAUCAAAUGGCUAAUUACGCAGAAACUGAUGAGGAAAUGGAGGCAGGAGUUGGUGCACUAUUAAUAAUUUUCCCCUGCGAAACCUCUGGAGUAGCUGCCUGAUCUGUCCUAAAGGUAAGGCUGUGAAAAUGUAUAAAAUUGCGUUCACCUAAUCUGCUAUGAUAAUCUUGCUUUUUAUAUCAGACAAUGACUCUGAAAAGAAACUGUAAAUUCUCCUGUUAGUAUGUUUCACAUAGGAAGAUUAUUGGUGGCACACCGCCUGCAACUUCCAUCGCCAUCAUCAGCUUCUGUGUGAAUAAUGCAGACGUAACGAUGGAUUAAAGGUUCAGGAAGUAAUGUUUGCAUACACCAACCACUGUGGUGUUUCUAAGACUGUUUUUUUUUUUUUAGGUCAUUCUCCCUCUGUUUGGCCUUGGCCCCUUUCAGACUAGUUUUGGGAUUUAUGCUAAAUGAGACAGCUAUCUGUAAAUGUAAAAUGUUAACCGCUGGCGACUUUGUAAAUACAACCUUGCUUCCAAAAUCCUGACCUAUUCCUUUAACAGAAUAAACCAAAGGAAUUACCUGAGGCAAUUUACGAUUGGCUGUCUUUCAUGUGUCAGUAGGAUUCCUCUUUGUCUCAGCAAAUCAAGGCGAAGCAACAACAAAAAUAAAAAAAAUAUAUUUUGUAUUCUUACCGCAUUAUGAUUUUAUGUUUAGAUUUUAUUACUAUUUAGGCAAUUGAGUGGAAUGUUUAUUGUUAAUCAGUUUACAUAUGUAUUUUUCUAUGUUCUUGAUGAGUUUCUAUGAUUUUUUUGUUUAUUUUAUUUUUGCAUUUAUUGUAUCUUUUACUUUUUUUUCUGCCCCUAAAUCUGUGGAGCCAUGAUAUGGCUGUGCCAUUGACAGCACCAGAGACAUGAGGCGGUGAGGCUAAGCCUUUAAAGUACUCUCUCUGAUGGUGUCAGCAGUCGGUUUUCUCUGGUUUUUAGUCAUAUCGUACGCUGCAUCCACUAUUUGUCAGCUCCAUGUGCUUUAAAUCUCAAUUCUCUGUUGCUUGCAUCCGGAAUGUGAGAUGCUUGACCGAGACCUGCGUGCCUUUUCUCUUUUUUUUUAUUUUCUUUUUUUAGCUCAGAGAAAACAAAGACCUCAUAACAGAGCAAAGCCGUGCACUUGUAGCGCUAAGUGCCAACGUACAUAGGUCGUUUUUCAGCAGGGAGAUAUUCCGUUAGGAACACUAAUAUUUUUCGUCCGACCUUCCUUGUCCAGAUAGAACAUGCUUCGCACAGAAUACCAGAAUAUUCACAGACAAGCCGGUCUAGUGUAAGACUUUCUGUGAGUAUUGGGAAAGAAAUUCACUAAAAGGCCUGAGAUUUAAAGGGGGGAUCUAGAUUUUUUUCUACUAUCAGUCAUUCAAUCUAAUAUCCAACAAACCUAGUUGAGCAGGCUUUAGGGAAGUAACAGGAUUAUGCACGCACUGAUGUUUAUAAUCAGAUGCCGUGCUUGUUCUGUCUUCCUCUUAAUAUUUUCAGGCAUGUGUUUUGAAAAGGAGAAACAUCAUUCCGCAGCAGUUCGUGAAGUUUGGACAGCUGAAAUUUAAUUAUUUUUUUCUGUUACUUUAUAUGAUCUUCUUAAAAUAUCCCUGAUUUCAUCUAAAAAAACAUUUCCCAAUGUCCUCAGUAUGUUCAAAUGUGCAAUUUAAGUGGCUCUUUGUAAAGUUAAGUUGUUUAUAUUUGCAGUAAAUUCAUUGUAAAAGGGAAAGAAUGACAAAUGUGUUGGUCGAAUUGAGAGUAGGUUGUAUAAAAUUCCUGAAGCAUAUCUCUCCAAAUUUAAUUUAGAUGGAAAGAAAAAGCAGUCCAUCUGGGAUCAGAAAAAAUCAAAGUAAGGGGAAUCUAGCAGUUAUUUGCGCGUUUAGAUUGGAUCCUCUUUUGUUUCCUUUUCGAAGCUCUUGACGUCUUAUUUCAGCCGCGUUCAGUGUGGCUGAAUGCUGGUUAAUAUUCCGACGCGGUUGCUAAUGCAGACCAGGUACAGUAGCCUUUUUAUUUUUUUCUUUGGUUGUUUGUUUCCUACGAUGUGAUAAAGAUGUUCAGUUUAGAGUGGGCCUUUGCAUUCUGGGAGGAACCCUAAGGCCGGUCCGCCCCACCUCAUUAUGCUACCUGCACCUGAACUCUUGGAGCGCUGCCCGUCCCGUCGCCCCCCCCCGCGGUUCUGCGACUCGUGUUCCUGCCCUGGCAGGCAUUUGUUUUCUCUCUUCUCGUUGUUCAGAGGGGCAGCGGGGGUCAUUGUGUCACCGAGCGAGUGUCCUUUCAAUAAUUGUUGAUGUGUGUUCCUGCGGCUCGAAUGCGGAUCAGCGAAGGAAUUCGAACAACUUCCGAGUUUACCACCGGCCCGUAAAGCCGAUAGCUUUUUCUCAAUUAUGUCUCAGACGUGCAUUGUUCUUUACGAAGAGAUGUAUUUGCAGGAAUCUUUGUACUGCAGUCGGAUGGUACAUUUAUAGUAAAUGUAAACCACUACAGGAAUUAUGUAUGAUGUCUUUCUUUUAUUUUCUUAUACAGCUGUUAUUUUGUCUGAAAAAAAUGGUACCAUUCUUCUCAAUGUUCCAGGAAAGAAAUGGCGUGUAAAGCAUUCCCGCGAGGCCGAAGCUCUGUUCACGUGCCAUCUGUUGAUGCUGAUGUUAUUCUCACUGUAUGGUAGCACAGAUAUAAGCAGAAAACAUCCAGCAGAAAAAAUAAAAUAAAAAAAGGAUUUGUUCAAAGAUUCCCAUAUGAAGGAAAUAAAUUUAUCUAAAAACAACAA